Messenger RNA from Mauremys mutica (yellowpond turtle), 2742 nucleotides. It is a transcript of the gene POLE2, whose product is annotated as DNA polymerase epsilon 2, accessory subunit. Gene Ontology annotation, cellular component: epsilon DNA polymerase complex. Bases 251 to 1834 code for a protein of 527 amino acids. NCBI's taxonomy places the organism in Eukaryota, Metazoa, Chordata, Testudines, Geoemydidae. Gene Ontology annotation, molecular function: DNA binding. The record is from RefSeq and is a predicted model, not a curated record. Gene Ontology annotation, biological process: DNA-templated DNA replication; error-prone translesion synthesis. The transcript has 19 exons.
GAGGCGAUUGUAACAAAGAUGCUGAGGGCAGGGGAUACAGGUCUCCAGCGUUACGCUCCCUACAAGCACUGCCCUGCCCAUCCGAGCUACCCAAUGCCCGGCGCCUGCCCCAGCUGAGGGGAAAUUAGAGCAAAGCUUGAGCCGUUGCCUCCGCCGCGCCGCCCCGCCCCGCCCCGCCUCAUUGGCAGGGCCCAGGCCCGGCCCGGCCCCUAGAGGCGGGACCCUCGCCGUGUGGCGCCAACUGUUCAAGAUGGCUGCAGAGAAGCUGAGGAGCAAAGUGGGCUCUGCCUUCAAGAUGCACGGUCUGCUGCUCCGGGCUGAAGCUAAUAAAUAUCUUACUGAAGCUCUUCAGUCUUUCAAUGAAUUAGAGCUUGAAGAUGUAAUAGAAAAUAUCAUUGAUGCUGUUGAAAAACAGCCUUUGUCAUCUAAUAUGAUUGAACGGGCCACAAUGGAAGCCGCUGUCCAGGAAUGUAGCCAGUCAUUAGAUGAAACUAUAGAACACAUUUUCAAUAUUAUUGGGGCCUUUGACGUUCCACGUUAUGUUUAUAAUUCAGAAAGGAAGAAGUUUCUACCUCUAUCAAUGACCAACCAUCCUGCACCAAAUUUAUUUGGAACUGCCAGGGAUAAAGCAGAGUUGUUUCGUGAACGCUACACCAUCUUGCAGCAGAGGACUCAUAGACAUGAGUUGUUUACUCCUUCAGCGAUUGGUGCUCAUCCUGAUGACAGCAGGAGUAAAUUCCAGCUUAAAACAAUAGAAACUCUGUUGGGCAAUACAGCUAAAGUUGGGGAAGUGAUUGUUCUUGGGAUGAUAACACAACUAAAAGAGGGAAAAUUUUUCUUGGAAGAUCCUACAGGAGUUGUUCAGCUAGACCUUAGUAAAGCACAGUUCCACAGUGGCUUAUAUACUGAGUCAUGCUUUGUUUUGGCAGAAGGCUGGUAUGAGGAUCAAAUAUUCCACGUGAAUGCUUUUGGAUUUCCACCCACUGAGCCUUCUGCUACCACUAGGGCAUAUUAUGGGAACAUAAACUUUUUUGGAGGGCCUUCUUCAACUUCAGUAAAAGCUUCUGCAAAACUGAAACAACUGGAGGAUGAAAAUGAAGAUGCCAUGUUUGUUUUUGUUUCUGAUGUUUGGCUGGACCAAGUGGAAGUGUUAGAAAAGCUUCACACUAUGUUUUCAGGUUACUCCUCUGUGCCUCCAACUUGCUUUUUCUUUUGUGGAAAUUUUUCAUCUGCACCAUAUGGAAAAAAUCAAAUUCAGUCCCUAAAAGAUUCCCUCAAGGCUCUUGCUGACAUAAUAUGUGAAUACCCCAGCAUUCAUAAAAGCAGUCGAUUUGUGUUUGUUCCUGGUCCUGAAGAUCCUGGUCCUGGUUCAAUUUUGCCAAGGCCACCACUAGCUGAAAACAUCACUAGUGAAUUCAGACAGCAGGUGCCAUUUUCAGUUUUCACUACAAAUCCUUGCAGGGUUCAAUACUGCACACAAGAAAUCAUCAUCUUUCGUGAAGAUUUAGUAAAUAAAAUGUGCAGAAAUUGCAUCCGCUUUCCUAGCACCAACUUGGAUAUUCCUAACCAUUUUGUAAAGACUAUAUUAUCACAAGGACAUCUGACUCCACUUCCACUUUAUGUCAGCCCUGUAUUUUGGGCAUAUGAUUACAUCUUGAGAGUGUACCCUGUGCCAGAUCUGAUCGUCACUGCAGAUAAAUAUGAUCCUUUCACCGUUACUAAUACUGACUGCCUUUGCAUAAAUCCUGGUUCUUUUCCAAGAAGUGGAUUUUCAUUCAAGGUGUUCUAUCCCUCCAACAAAACAGUAGAAGACAGCAAACUUCAAGAUCUCUGAAUUUCUGAAAGACUGCAUGAAGAAGUCAAAUAUUCUGUUCCAACAUACUGCAGAACUAAUUUUAGAUUGUUUCAUAUGGUUAUGGAUUUAUUUUAUUGUGUGUCAGAUUAUUCAUAUUUAAAUGUCAAUGCAAAAGACUUAAAUUUUGUAAAUAAAUUUUACAGGAAAAAAAUGUCAGUGUUAGUUUCUUAGAAGAAUGAAGGAUUCAUAAUAUACUGUGUGUUUGAGUUAACUUGCAAGAUCGAAAACUAGAAGUGGAGAUGCAAUUAAGAGAUACUCAAACUGGAUAUAUUUUAUAUUUAAACAUUAAGUAUGUAUUCAAAAUUAUGUGCCUCUUCUGAGAAUUUUGUUUUUUUAACCUUGUGCUAGUCUUUUUUAAGUCAGGAUCUGCUUCUGACACACAGAUAGAUCUUUCUUGAGCAGUUUUGUAUGAUUUAUUCUACACUUGAUUUGUCAGUUUAAAAAUAAGUAUGUGCCUUAAAUAUUUGCUUAGUCUCCUUUGAAAUCAGCAUAGAGUAGCCUGCACCUUGUCUUGGCUAUAUUGCCGUGUUUGAUGAAAUCCAGUGAAAUAUCAGUGAGGGGAAAAAAGCACUGGCAAUCAAAGGCUUCCUUUGGCAUACACAGAAAGAUUUGAGCUUGGCUGCUAAAGAGUGUGACAUAAAACAUUUCCUCAGUGAAGUAUUUUAUGCCGUAGUGUCUGUACAGAAUUAGAAAUAUCUUUGAAAUGUAAGUGUUAGAGGCAUUUGGACAGACACUGAAUCACAUGAUAGACAAAAUUAUUUGUGAGAGGCAGAAUCUUCUUUGAAGAGCAGCUGCAAAAAUAUUUUAAACUAUAGUAAUUUUGACAGUUCUGCACUAACACCAUUCUUGCACCUGAUCCAAUAAAGACACCUUGGAAACAAGCCUUG